Molecule: messenger RNA, 1500 nt
Organism: Megalopta genalis
Lineage: Eukaryota; Metazoa; Arthropoda; Insecta; Hymenoptera; Halictidae
Source: RefSeq, a predicted model, not a curated record
GCGACACCAGUUUCAUGUAAUCACCGUGGAGGGAAUUAUCGUUGGUGUUAAUUCUUUAAAAAUCCAUUGUUAGGUGCAAGUAUGAAACGACCUCGAUUCGUGUGCACAAUUCUAAUAUUAUAUUUUAUCAAACCGUACACUCGUAUUUCUUGUACAAAAUCUGAUAAUAGCGACAAGCUAGCAUCUAUUCUAUUAGAUCCCGUGCUCUCCAAUGGCGAUGAUAAAGUUCGCUCUCAAAGAGAAUUAAUAAAAUUGAAUGAAAUUGGCAAUGCCGACGAUUUGGCAAAUGAAGAUCGUAUUACGCGAAGUGUUCUCGAAUCCAAAAAACAUCUAAGAGUGGGUGACGCCCAUCAAGUUGCAAAUUAUUUCCUUACAGGAGGACCGCUGAAAGGUCAUUCUCACUUUGUUAGGUCAGCCAAUUGCGAGUCAAAGAAUGAGGGAAACGACGUAGUCGGAUUAGGUAAUCCAGUCAACAAAGAUGACACCGACCUGUCCGAAAACAAUGACAAUACGGAUAGUGCCGAUGCAAAUAUACCCGAUUAUCACGUUGCUCUUCCAUACAUUCCUGCGGUACAUCAUUUAGUCCGUCGUCCUCAUAUACAUAGACCUUUCCUCGGCAGAGUUAAUUCUCUGCUCCAUCAGCUUCCACCGCCACUAUUCGAUGGCUAUCAUCAUAUUCCUGCUAGCGGUAGUUUACUUCGUUCAGUUUUACAUCCUCGUUUCCAUCCCCAUAUUGAUAGGUUGCACGCCAUUCCCGAAGCACUUGUUAGAGCCGCUGUUACGCCAAUGCAUAGCUUGCUUCAGGCACACGCUCAACUGAAUAAUGCUUUGCUACCAAAUCUAAGUCAACCCGGAGAAGGAUCGCUUCUUGGAAGUGCUAUUCCGAUACAUGAAAAUAAUAACGAUGCUGGGAGUGACUUAAUGAACACAAACGGGGAAGACGCACCCGUGCUUGGCGCAUAUCCUACAUACCCCGCAGACUUCAACGGCAAAACUCCACUGACGCAUCUUGUUCAUUCUGACUACUUCCCACAUUUACAACCCACCGGAUACAUCGUGAAAUUUGUACCGCAUGGUUUAAACACAGAGGAAAACGUAGAUUCCGUUCGUACCGAAGAUAAGGACACAGAUGUGACCGAGCAGGACGACGAGUAGUAGACGAGAAUGAAGAUCGUUAAUUAAAAUGCCAGGAACGAGUACAAAAUUUUCGGUAAAUCUUACAGUCGUAUAUUUUCUUAUAUAAAGGUGAACGAUGUACUCUUUGAUCCGUUCGAACUAUAAAGUAGAACUUGUCUUUACGCGAUACAUUUUUGUAAUAGUUCUAAACAGCCGAUGGGAUUGUGUUAAACAUUCGACAAUUGGAUUGACUAAUAAACUAUGCAAGAGAACGGUACUUGGUUUAUAUCUGUUUAUUAAGAACUUUGUACAAAAUGUAACGUAAUUUCUUUCUGUACAUGAGAAUAAUUCCCAUUUCAACAUUAAAGUGCAGAUAAGUGAGAA